This is a messenger RNA of Microthlaspi erraticum, 270 nucleotides long. Lineage: Eukaryota; Viridiplantae; Streptophyta; Magnoliopsida; Brassicales; Brassicaceae. The record is from the annotation of a GenBank genome assembly.
AUGGUGGAGGCAGGAGAUGAGAAGGAACCAAAGAGUAAAAGACAUUUUUUUGGGUGCAAAUGUGAAGUAAAAGACUUGCUUGUGCUCUGCGUCUUGGCUGAGGACUGCAACCAGCCAGAUUACGUCAAGUUUGUCAAAGCUCUUUGCGCUGACCACAAGAUCAAUUUGCUCACUGUUCCAACUGCAAAAACCCUCGGUGAAUGGGCUGGUGAUUACGGUGAGGAGACAACUGCUCUCAACAUCGUCAAGAAGCAUAUUGAAUCUAACUAA